Molecule: messenger RNA, 3906 nt
Organism: Suillus subaureus
Lineage: Eukaryota; Fungi; Basidiomycota; Agaricomycetes; Boletales; Suillaceae
Product: non-SMC mitotic condensation complex subunit 1-domain-containing protein
Exons: 17
Coding region: 1-3906 (1301 amino acids)
Biological process (GO): mitotic chromosome condensation; meiotic chromosome condensation; mitotic cell cycle
Cellular component (GO): nucleus; condensed chromosome, centromeric region
Molecular function (GO): histone binding
Source: RefSeq, a predicted model, not a curated record
AUGAGUGUAUCCUUCGAGCUUCAAGAUGAGCUGCAGGCACUUCAAGACAUUGCAAACUACGAUAUCCCAAACGAACAGGAUCCUAACAGUAACGAUCCCGGCCCCUUAUUGCAACAGGCUGUCGGAGCAAUUGCUCAUUCGUCCGACGAAAUAACUGAUCCAGAGAUAUUUGAUAUAUUCCGAAGUCUUCUCAAGCAUUCCGAUGCAGUCGCUGGUGCUUAUAUGAGCAAGAUGCUCGAUGCUCUACUCUCUGCAUUUGGAGCUCAAAUUGAUGCUGCAAUACGCGACUCCAAGGAAGAAGACCAACAGAUCGUUAUGGCUCACAAGCUGCCUUUAGAAAUGUAUGCCUUCUUGGUUAAUUGGUUUGUGGGUGCUGUAGAGAAGGUGAAGGCAACGGGCGAGGAGGACGUUCCGCCAGCACCUGUGAAGGCGCGUCGUGGGAGGGGUGGUAAGACUGGUACCUCGAGGGUGGCAGUGAAGAAAGCGGAACAAUGGACAUGGAUCGACCAGAUCCCUGGCACUCUGGAACUCAUUUGCAAGGCGUUGAAGCUGAAGACGCAUCGCAUCUGGGUGACUAGCCCGGAGAGAGAUGCGUUCAUAACGUGCCUUACCCGCCCCGCGUACCAUGUUGCCGAGUCCGAGCAAUACAUGAAGAUUCAAAAUAUCCGCAUGCAUGUUUACAAAGUUAUUUGUCUUGCUGUAAAGCACCACGGUCACACACUCGCUGCGCAAAUCAACAUCAUGCAAUCCUUGCAGUACUACGAGCACCUCUCCGAACCCAUGGCAGAAUGCCUUUCUAUCCUGGCAAAGGAGUUUGAUCACGCCCAACUUGGCGACGAGAUACUUCGCGAAAUUGCUGGAAAAUCGUUCAGUGCACAGGACACCAAGGGUCCAAGAGCAUUCUCUCGAUUCUUGGUUAGGUUCAGUGAGGAGUCGCCACGAUCUGUACUCAAGCAAGUCAGUCUCUUGAUUGGUCAUCUCGACUCAGAGUCUUAUCCUAUGCGCAUGGCAAUCGUUGAAGUUAUCGGUUCACUCAUUCGCGAACUCGCUAUAUCGGAGGACAUCACGAAUCGGACGAAUGCCUCUAACCAGGCGGGUAAGGAGCUUGAUGGGCUGUUCGAACUCCUCCUUUCACGAACGCUUGAUCUAUCCUCUUACGUACGCUCUAAGGUCUUCGCAACACUCUCGAAGAUGCUCGAUUUGCCCUUGCGUCUCCCAGAGCAACGACUCCGGAUUACACGCGCUGCCGUUGAUACGCUGGAGGAUAAGGCGAGCACAGUACGCAAGGCUGCUGUUUCGAUACUCGUGAAACUGAUUCUGACCCAUCCAUACGGGGAGAUGUAUGGAGGUGACUUAAACUUGGAAAAGUGGGAGGAACGGUAUAAGACUUGGAAGGACAAGUUAGAGGAGAUGGAAGGCGGCAUUGGGAAAGCAGUUGAGAGGGAUCAAGACGACAAAGAAGAGGUAGAGUCGAAUGUCGAAGAGGAAGGUGUUGAUGAGGACGAAGAUGCGGAAAUGGAGGACGCAGAUGCAAAUGAUGACGGCGAUGCACCGUCAGACAACCUGAAGCCUAAAAAGAAAAAGGCAGCCCGGAAAUCUAUCGUCAAUGUCACAGCCAUUGUUUCGGAACAGGAAGCACUUGCUGCCCUGGAGACUAAUGAAAUUCUUGCCAUGGGUUUGCGCAAGAAGUAUUGCACGGAGGCACUGGACUUCGUCCGUACCCUGGAAGGCGGGAUGGUGUCACUCACGCAACUUUUGGGGAGCACCAACAAGGCAGAAGUUUUGGAGAGUAUGGAGUUUUUCAGAGUCGCAUUUGAGUACCAGCUUGCCAGUGCCGAGAAGGGCAUCAAACGGAUGCUGCAUCUUAUAUGGCACAAGGAUAACAGCUCAACGUCGGAGGACGGGAAGGAGUUGAAGGGAGUGCGGUCGAGGCUCCUCGAAUGUUACCGUAUGCUGUACUUCGACCCCUUACCCGACAUGGAACCCAAGCAGCAAGUGAACCGUAUUGCCAAAAACAUGAUCGAAUUGACAUACGAUGCAACCCUUGCAGAGCUUACUAGCUUAGAAGAGAUGAUGCGUAUCAUGAUGGAAGAUGGUCAGAUCCAUUAUGAUGUAAUCAAUAAGUUGUGGCAAGUUUACAGCGCUCCUCAAGCUUUGCCCCGCUCUCAGCGUCGUGGUGCAAUCAUCAUCCUUGGAAUGUUGGCACUUUCGAAACGCACCAUCAUUUCUGAGAAGGUCGACACAUUGCUGAAGAUCGGUCUUGGAUCAUUCGGCAAGGCCGAUCUCACUCUUGCAAGGUACACGUGUCUUGCCCUGCAGCGCUUGAACGGCAGUGCGAAGAAGGUCAAAGGAUCUCUUCUCGAUAAAUCCCUUCGCAUGGAGAUGGAGAACCCCAUUUUCUGUAGGUUGCAAAACACCAUAGAGCACCCUUGUCGAUCGAAAGACUGGUUCGGCAUGGCCGAACAAGCAAUUAACACUAUUUACGCCCUAGGAGAGCACCCCGACGAGCUUUGUAAUAACCUUGUAAAGAACCUUACGCGGAGGGCAUUUGCCAAGCGGCAAAAUCCGGAGGAGCCUCCAUCCGAGCCAGACACAGAGACGAUGGAGGUGGAUCAAGAGAUGGAACUCCCGGAAGCAGCCUCGCACGCACCCUCUAGUACACAUAUCUCUGCCCAGCAGUCGAGCACGAGCGAGGAGAAAGAUCUUGGAGAUCCAUCAAGCACUAUCGUGUUUUUGGAGCUGGUGGAAAGGGAGUGGAAGCGGCAAAAGGAUGAAAAACAGCUCGCGGAAAAGCUUGCAGCUGGGGGCUCACCCAACAGGGCCAAUAAAGAGACCGAAGAGCUUGACCAAGUUGCUGGCAAUGCAGAGGACGAGAUUGGUGAACGGAUAGCUGCAGUUCGCGAAACCGAGCUGCUCUAUGGAGAGCAGUCGUUGCUGAAGUUGUACGGCCCAUUACUAGUUCACGUAUGCGGUAGUCCACAUAAAUUCAAGAAUCGCACACUCCGUGCCGUUGCAACCCUAUCGUUUAGCAAGUUCCUUUGCAUCAGCUCACAAUUUUGUGAUCACCAUCACCAUCUCCUCUUCAAGAUCCUUGAGACCUCGAAAGAUCCAAAUAUCCGUAGUAACAUUGUCAUUGCUCUUGGCGAUGUAGCAGUCUCGUUCAGCAACAUCGUCGACGAGAACAGCAAUGAACUAUAUAAAGGCCUUUCUGACGGAGAUCUUGUCGUAAAGAAGAACACACUGAUGGUGCUCACACACUUGAUCCUCAACGGGAUGAUCAAAGUGAAAGGUCAGCUAGGCGAGAUGGCCAAGUGUCUAGAGGACGAGGAGCCACGGAUAUCCGACCUUGCGAAGCUGUUUUUCACGGAGCUGUCGACGAAGGACAAUGCCAUCUACAACAAUCUACCUGAUGUCAUCAGUCACCUGUCCACAGGUGACCACGCGGUCGAGGAAGAGAUUUUCAAAAGCACCAUGCGCUACAUAUUUUCUUUCAUCGAGAAGGCUUCCGAAAAUAUUGUUGAGAAGCUGUGCCAGCGUUUCCGACUCUCUGAGGAUCCCCGUCAAUGGCGCGAUAUUGCAUUCUGCUUGUCUCUCCUUCCAUUCAAGUCGGAGCGAUCGGUCAAAAAACUCAUUGAAGGCUUGCAGUUCUACCGCGAUAAGCUGCACGAGGAGGGCGUGUUCGACAGGUUUAGUGAGAUACUUUCAAAGGCACGCUCCAAUAAAUCGGCGAACAAGCCAGACACGGAGCUCAACGAGUUUGAAUCGAUACUUGAUGAACACCGACGUCAAGGCGAAGAGGACCAAGCCCUUGAAAAGCGCGUUGAAGGCAAGAAAGCAGCUGCGAAACGGAAAGCUACACGACGAUCAGCGCGCAAGAAAGCUGAUGAUGACGAAAUGUAUGUGUAA